AUGCCAGUAAUGAAAGGAAUGAGGGUAAAAACCAACUCAGCACUUACACGUAAGGUACGAGAAGGAGUUAUGGAAUUCCUGCUUACUAACCAUCCCCUUGAUUGUCCCAUCUGUGAUCAGGGAGGUGAGUGUGACCUGCAAGAUCAAUCUAUGGCUUUUGGAAGCGAUCGUGGUCGCCUCGUAGCCACUUACGAUGGAAAGAGAGCUGUCGAGGAUAAGAACAUAGGCCCACUUGUGAAAACAGUCAUGACUCGGUGCAUCCACUGCACACGUUGUGUACGAUUUGCAAACGAGAUAGCUGCCUUCCCCGAUUUUGGAACAACCGGAAGAGGAUCUGAUCUGCAGAUUGGUACCUAUGUCGAGAAAUUUUUCGCUUCUGAAUUGUCUGGAAAUGUGAUUGAUCUUUGCCCUGUUGGUGCCCUCACCAGCAAGCCGUACAGCUUUACUGCUCGACCUUGGGAGACUCGCAAGACGGAAAGUGUUGAUGUUAUGGACGCCAUAGGCUCGAAUAUUGUGAUAUCACAUAGGACAGGCGACUUGCUACGUGUUAUCCCGAAAAUGAAUGAUGAAGUCAAUGAAGAGUGGAUCAGUGAUCAGACUCGCUGGGCUAUUGAUGGACUCAAGACCCAGCGGUUGAUGUGUCCGAUGAUGAAGGAUCAGAAUGGUGUUUUGAGACAAGCUUCAUGGGAAGAGACGUUGUUCGUUGUUGCCCAAAAACUUCGUGAAACACCUGCUGAUCAGAAAGCGGCUGUAGCCGGAGGCCUCAGUGAUGUUGAAUCGUUGGUGGCACUUAAAGAUCUUUUCAAUCGUUUCAAUUCCGAAAAUGUUUGCACCGAAGAAGAAUUCCCAGCAACGUCCGAUUUGAGGUCGAACUACAUAAUGAAUGACGCCAUCGUUGGUGUUGAAAGUAGCGAUGCUCUUCUGCUUAUUGGCACCAAUCCUCGUUACGAAGCUCCGGUUCUCAAUGCUAGAAUUAGAAAGACUUACCUCAACACUGAUAUCGAAGUUGGUGUCAUUGGUGGCGACUCCGAUCUGACUUAUGAUUACGAGCAUAUUGGUAGCAGUGCAAAGGCUAUUGAUGACGUUAUUGCUGGAAAAACUCCGUUUGCAAAGAAGUUCUUGUCUGCUAAGAACCCAAUGAUUAUCGUCGGUUCGGCGGCCGUUCAAGGUGAAAAGGGAGCUGACGUGCUCGCCAAGGUUCAGCAACUGGUUAGUUGUUUUAGCAUUGUAUCGUGUGUUGUUUUCGGGUGGUCGUUCUGUAGCUGA
Cooperia oncophora is the source of this 1266-nucleotide messenger RNA. The record is from the annotation of a GenBank genome assembly. Lineage: Eukaryota; Metazoa; Nematoda; Chromadorea; Rhabditida; Trichostrongylidae.